GUCAAGGCCUAGUAAAUAUUCCUGAAUUCCUGAAGGGGUGAAGAAAGGAAAAGAGCAGGCGGGGGUCUAAACCAGAGCACGAACCCUCAGAGUAUGGCAGCUCCAGGCUCCGGGGGACAGUCCUUUAACCAUCCAUCCCAAAAUUAAGUACGCUGGGAGCUGGAGUCACAGCAGUGAACAAACGAACAAUGGUUCUGGUUCCUACUGACUGACAGCAGAGUCAAGGGCCUCUCACUCUCCCGGGAGCCCCUUUCCUUCCUGGCUGCGGAGGGCGGAGCCCGAGAGAGACACGCAUGAGCAAUGCAACGUCUGCCUUGGGCCCGGAACUUUGGUGCCUGGGCACAGCGGCGCACCCGGACCCGGAACAUUCUCAGGCGAAAGUGUGUCUUGCGUGCGUGGGCCGGAAGUUGGUGUGCGGGGCCCGCCCGGCGGUUGACAAGUCCGAGAGAAUCAGGAUGGAGGCCGUGGCGACUGCGGCGACAGCGAAGGAACCCGAUAAGGGCUGCACAGAGCCCGGACCUGGGCACUGGGGUGAGCUGAGCCAGACACCUGUCCCAUCUAAACCCCAGGACAAAGUGGAAGCAGCUGAGGCAACACCAGUGGCCCUGGACAGUGACACCUCCGGGGCUGAAAAUGCAGCGGUGAGUGCCAUGCUACACGCUGUAGCUGCCAGCCGCCUGCCUGUUUGCAGCCAGCAGCAGGGUGAACCUGAUCUGACAGAGCGUGAGAAAGUGGCCAUCCUGGCCCAGCUGUACCACGAGAAGCCACUGGUGUUCCUGGAGCGCUUCCGCACAGGCCUCCGUGAGGAGCACCUGGCCUGCUUUGGCCACGUGCGUGGCGACCACCGUGCAGACUUCUACUGUGCUGAGGUGGCCCGGCAGGGCACUGCCCGGCCCCGCACCCUGCGUACCCGCCUGCGUAACCGGCGCUAUGCUGCCCUGCGAGAGCUGAUCCAAGGGGGCGAGUACUUCAGUGAUGAGCAGAUGCGGUUCCGGGCCCCCCUGCUAUAUGAGCAGUACAUCGGGCAGUACCUCACCCAGGAGGAGCUCAGUGCCCGCACCCCAACCCACCAGCCCCCUAAGCCCGGGUCCCCCGGGAGACCUGCCUGCCCACUCUCCAACUUGCUGCUUCAGUCCUACGAGGAGCGGGAGCUGCAGCAGCGUCUGCUCCAACAGCAGGAGGAGGAGGAGGCCUGCGUGGAGGAAGAAGAGGAGGAGGAGGACAGUGAUGAGGAAGACCAGAGGCCAGGCAAGGACUCGGAGGCCUGGGUCCCCGACUCAGAGGAGAGGCUGAUCCUGCGAGAGGAGUUCACCAGCCGCAUGCACCAGCGCUUCCUAGACGGCAAGGAUGGGGACUUUGACUACAGCACAGUAGACGACAACCCCGAUUUUGACAACCUGGACAUCGUGGCACGGGAUGAGGAGGAGAGGUACUUCGAUGAGGAAGAACCUGAGGACGCGCCCAGCCCAGAGCUGGAUGGGGACUGAUGGCUGCCACCCUUCCCACUGCCUGCCCCAUGCCUGACCCCAGCAAGGCAGCUGAUUCCAGGCCGGUUCAGUGACCCUUUCUCUAGGGGGACACCAGGGCAGCGCCCCACAAUCCACGCACACCACCAUCUCACUGGGUCUAGUCUUAUCUCAGACAACCCCCACCCCUUCUGUUUCUGGGGUUCCCUAUCUUUCUCCUGUCUCCCACCCUGUCUCCUGCCUCUGUCUGUCUUGGUGUCUGUCUGGCCUUCUUUCUGUCUCUUUCUGUCUCUCUCCCUACCCCUGCUCCCUCUUCCCAGUGCUCUGGCUGGCUGUCUCUCCCUUUCUCCCCUUCUCUCUCUGCCUUAGGCUCUGUCUCCACUGCAGGGCCCAAGGUGAAAGUCCUCCCCUUGCCGGAGGCCAGCUGGCAGGGCCUUUCGUGGCUGGAAGUGGCCAGUUUGGUUCCGGCGCUGACCCCUGGGCCCCAGCGCGGCUGCCUCCCAUGCUGUCUGUCUCCCCCUCUGUUUAUGUCUGCCUUGUGUCUCACACUCAGAGCCUCCUUGCUUCUGUUAGGUUCCCAUGUCUCCUUCUGCCUCACUCUGGGCCUCUUCUUCUUUCUACUCGUACAUUUCCACCUCCCUAGGCCUCUGCUGUCACUGGCCCUCUCUAUCUGUCUCUCAGCCUUUAUCUCUGGGUUUUGAUCCCCUGCUCCAGGCUCUGGGUCCCUUCUUCCCCCUUCCCUCAAACCUGGCUGCUAUACGCAGCAGAACCCUGACCACUGAGUAAUGCAGCCCCAGGGGAGGGAGGAGACCCCAGGCAGGGAGGCUGGGGGCAGCUGUCUUCUCUCCCCAGGACCUCGGCUGGGGAUCACGGGGCCUGCCAGCUUGAGUGUAGAGGGAGAGGGACUCUGCCCCUCUCAGCCCCACCAGCCCCCCUCUGCCCAACCACAAUUUUCCCUUCAUCCGCCUUCCUCUCCCUCUGCUGUUUACACUCCCCAAAUGCGCACAGGCUGUUAUCAUGGGUCCUGAGUCAUCCCACACACAGCCUGCCCCAGCGUCCCUGCCCCCAGCUGGCCACAGGGCCCGCCCCAUGGAGCCCCCUGCCGCCCUGGGCUAAUGGGAGCCAGAUGGCCGCCUGGUGACUCAGCCACCGUGCCUGUGGGAACCCAGGCGUCCCGCCUUCCCAUGCCCCCACACCCAGCUCCUGCUCCCCCAGCAGACACACAUACAGAAGGGCCUGGCCACUGUUGAGGGGGCGCACAGGCCAAGGGUCAGCAAGACGGGGCCUAGGGACUCCUUAUGCCUCUGAGAUGGAAUGGUGGUAUCCUGCCGUGGCUGAGCCUGAAGGACCCUCAAAACUGCCUCCUGGAGCCCACAUUUCCUGACCUCCGAGCCUCAGCUAUGCCCUCUGGGUCAACCAGAAUUAGAGCCAGACAGAGAAAGUGAGAGCUGGACGGAGGCAGACGAGAUGUUCAGAGCAACUAUUAAAGAAUGAAAGCCUCUGCCACCGAGCGCUUCUGUCCUCUGCCAGGCCUGGGCUAAGUGCCUGGCACCAGGCUGGACCCUCAGACAGCCCCGUGAACUAGUGAAAUGGGUCAAGGCAGGCCCGGAAAGAUGUUGCUUCCUCAAGGGCACUCGGCCAUCAGAGGCAGAAAUGAAACAGGAACCCAGGCCUGGAAUCACGAAGGUCCUAGAAACCGCUCAGCUGUCUGGCCUGUCAGGUGUCGGGGCCAUCCAGAGUGGGACAGCACUGGAGGGACAAGUGUGCACGCAGAUGUCCUCAGGAAGGUUUGAGAAGGGUCAGAUGGCGGGCGGGCCUAACAAACGUUCUGUGCUAGCCACUGUCGCGCACACAGACGGGAUCCGGUCAUCUUGAAACAGAGAUCAAUCCCCGAAUCACUGCGCUGUCCCAGCAGUGCUAUGCGCUAGGCACUGUCAGUGUCACUCCUCUGUUUCCCAGAGGACGAAGCAGCAGCUAGACUCCAGGACCUUGGGGUCAUACCUCUCGGAAAGCCAAGAGUGCGAGAUGAGAGCUGUGUGUCUCUCACCUGCCUGUAUUUGUGCCCCAUUUGUAAGAGCAGAGGGCCUGGGCCACAGGAAAGGUGUCAGCCCUUGGUGAUAGGCACAUUUUUGACCAGUGUAUCACUUGGUCAUUAAAUUUGUUUACGAUAUACUUUGCAAUACGUA
This is a messenger RNA of Piliocolobus tephrosceles (Ugandan red Colobus), 3652 nucleotides long. RefSeq names its product coiled-coil domain containing 97 (gene CCDC97). The record is from RefSeq and is a predicted model, not a curated record. The transcript has 5 exons. Bases 294 to 1487 code for a protein of 397 amino acids. Lineage: Eukaryota; Metazoa; Chordata; Mammalia; Primates; Cercopithecidae.